This is a messenger RNA of Arabidopsis thaliana (thale cress), 1300 nucleotides long. Its product is annotated as RING/U-box superfamily protein. The transcript has a single exon. Lineage: Eukaryota; Viridiplantae; Streptophyta; Magnoliopsida; Brassicales; Brassicaceae. Gene Ontology annotation, cellular component: membrane. Gene Ontology annotation, biological process: protein ubiquitination. Gene Ontology annotation, molecular function: ubiquitin protein ligase activity. The record is from RefSeq and is marked reviewed. Bases 15 to 1124 code for a protein of 369 amino acids.
AUCAAAAAAAAAAAAUGUCUGAGAGGAGGAUUCAUUAUUCCCAGCUCAAAAACGACAACUUGAAUCAAAUCUCGCCUUCUUCUGCUCCUUCUCCAAUCACCCUGAAUCAUCAAUUAACCGACUCUUCUUCUUCUUCUUCCUCCGGUGGUAAUAAUCGAAUAAGCCCCAUCAUUCUCUUCAUCAUCGUUCUCUUAUCCGUAAUCUUCUUCAUCUGUAGCAUUCUACAUUUGUUGGUCAGAUAUUACUUAAAGAAGAAAAGAUCAAACCUUUCGUCAUCACCAAACGAAUCUAAUCAAAACCCAGAAUUUUCCGACUCCGAUACUUACCAAAGACAGCUUCAACAGCUCUUUCAUCUCCAUGAUUCAGGUCUAGAUCAAGCUUUAAUCGAUGCUCUUCCUGUGUUUCUUUACAAAGAGAUCAAAGGUACGAAAGAGCCUUUUGAUUGUGCAGUGUGUCUCUGUGAAUUCUCGGAAGAUGAUAAGCUUAGAUUGCUUCCGAAUUGUAGUCACGCUUUUCACAUAGAUUGUAUCGAUACUUGGCUUCUCUCGAAUUCGACUUGUCCACUUUGUAGAGGAACCCUUUUCUCUUUAGGUCAUCAAUUUGAAUACCCUGAUUUCAAUUUCGGGUUUUUCGCCGGAGAUGAUGGAGGAGGAGGAGUUAGGGUUUCUCCGGUUCAGAAACCAGCUGAGAAUGAGAUUGGGAAGAGAGUGUUUUCAGUGAGGCUUGGUAAGUUUAGGAGCAGUAAUAUUGUCAACAAUGGUGAAGUAGUAGUAGGAGGAGGAGGAGAGACAAGUAGUAGUAGUCUUGAUAAUAGAAGAUGUUUCUCAAUGGGGUCUUAUCAGUACAUAGUGGCUGAAUCAGAUCUGGUUGUUGCUUUGUGUCCUAAUAAUGAAGGAUUGAAGAAUAAUAAGGAUGUUGAAGGGAAGAAGAUUAAUAUGAGAAGUAAAGGUGAGAGCUUUUCUGUGUCAAAGAUUUGGCAAUGGUCUAAUAAGAGAUCAAAGUUUCCUAAUAAUCAUCCAUCAGAGACUAAUCUUGUGGUUGGUGGUUCUUCUUCUUCUUCUUCUUAUGUUUGUUCUGGAUCUGAUGGGUUAUCAUUGAAUGGAAGGAGAUUUCAGGGUCCAUGAGAUUUUAAGGGUAUAGAUCAGAGGGUAGCUUUAGUUCUGCCAUUGAUUUAAUUGAAUUAUUGAUUUUGUGUGUUUUGGUGAAUUCAUUUUGCUUAACACGAUAUGACCACUGUAGUGUUGUUUUGUGUCCUCUGUAGCUGAAUCUCUCUGUUUGUUUAAGGGAAUAAGCUUUUGUU